Molecule: messenger RNA, 2798 nt
Organism: Liolophura sinensis
Lineage: Eukaryota; Metazoa; Mollusca; Polyplacophora; Chitonida; Chitonidae
Product: nuclear hormone receptor HR96-like
Exons: 6
Coding region: 470-1882 (470 amino acids)
Biological process (GO): cell differentiation; negative regulation of transcription by RNA polymerase II; positive regulation of transcription by RNA polymerase II
Molecular function (GO): zinc ion binding; RNA polymerase II cis-regulatory region sequence-specific DNA binding; nuclear receptor activity
Source: RefSeq, a predicted model, not a curated record
AAGACUUAACCUGUUGGAGUCGUGUUAAAUUGUGGAUUUAUUCUUGCAAAGACGCCAGGGUUUUAGGUACGUGCUUGAGUGUCGUGGGUGUAUCUGUGUGCCUCACACUCAUAUGUACGUCGUUUUGAGGUCGAGGUCACCCGUGUUAUGUGUACACAUGCACAAUAGUGGGUAGGCCUACUCAGUUUUUCGUCCAGCAGCCACACAUGUGUCAACAUGGGCUUGUUUACACGUAAAUUGUUUGAAUAUAGCAGUAACCCUUGUUUGUAAAUAGGAGGGAUUAGAUGCAGUCAGAUCCCGUAGUCGUAGUGUGAGACAGAGAGAAAGACUUCGCCUCGGUGUUUCGCGCAAGACCUCAGAGUCAGAGUCACCCAAGCAGAACAAUCAGCAGCAGGCCACCAUACGACCAACAGUGCAGUAACAUUAAAAAGUUGCUUGUUUGGUAUAACAAGCUGUGAAUUUUGGAUAGAUGGCGCAUGUGCUGUCCAGUAGCAGAGACAGUCAGAAGGGCAUGUCAUCACCAAGUGUGUCUUCGUCAUCUGAGCUGAAUGAAGAAAGAAUACUGACCAAGCCAAAGAGGGAGCAGAAACGUCGCCCCAAGCCUAAGGACCGGUCCAUUUUGAUCUGUGGGGUGUGUGGUGAUAAGGCCCUGGGCUAUAACUUUGAUGCCAUCACAUGUGAAUCUUGUAAAGCCUUUUUCCGCAGGAAUGCCUUAAAAACAAAGUCCUUUUCCUGUAGCUUUGAUGGCAAUUGUCGGCUAGAUGCUCACACAAGAAAGUUCUGUGCUGGUUGCAGAUUAAAGAAAUGUUUCAACAUAGGAAUGAAAAAGGAGUGGAUUUUAACUGAUAGCCAACUAGAGAAGCGACGAAGACGAAACAGUUACAAGCACAAUGACCACCUGGUGACCUCUGACCAGGAGGAGGAUGUGCUAAACUCUGGUGGAGAAUCGGUGGCAGGUCAUGUGUAUGGGGAGGAGUCGGGCUCAGUGUCUGGAUCAGUGUCUGGAUCAGUGUCCAACAGUCCCCUGGAGGUGCUUGGCAAGAGUCCCCUUGGACACUGUGAUAAGGUGUGGAGUCCACUGUCAGACUCAAGCUCAGUUACCACCUCAUUUAGUGAUCCUGGAAAUUUAGUGAUUAAGACAGAGAAGCUAGGCUAUGAGGAUGACAUUAUUACACCACUGUCAGAGGAGACACGCUCAAACAUCAGCCAUAUCACCUCAACAUACCGUGCCAUCUUUGAUGCACCAUAUGAUGCAGAACAGUCGAGGAAGCUGCAGUCAAGUGUGCGAAGUGCUGAUGACCUAUUUAACAUGACAGAUGUUUUCAUUAAAAGACUGAUAAAGUUUUCAAAAUCCAUUCCAGAGUUCCGGGAUUUGAAGCAGGAAGAUCAAAUAGCUCUGUUGAAGGGUGGAGUCAUGGAGAUAAUGUAUUUACGUUCAGCCACGAGUAUGGAUAAGAAAAGGUUGUCCUGGGUAUUCAAAGACCAGAAUGUACAGCAUGCCCUAAAGACUGAUGUCUUACAUUCGCUUGGGGAUACGGGCUUUUCUAACCACAUAAACUUUGUCACCAGUCUCCAUCAGCUAUGUGAGUGUGACCCGAUCAUCAUGAUACUGCUGUUUGUCAUUGAACUCUUCUCACCUGAUCGUGCUAGCCUGAAGAACAAAACCCUAGUGUCCAGUGUCCAGGAGAAGUUCUCGCUCUGGAUGAAACUCUAUGUGGAGUCCAAGUACCCGCUGAGCGAGGCGCGUGUGCUCUACCCCAAACUUCUCAUGAAGCUGACGGAUGUGCGGUCGCUUGGGGAGCACAGCUCACAAAUGGCUGCCCAGCUGGAUAUAUCGCGCAUGGAACCCUUACUAGUGGAAGUGUUUAAUUUAAGUCCGUGAUUCUGAGGAGUUGCUCAAUGAAUGUACUGUUCAUCAAACCGCUGGGAGAGUCACUGAGAAUUGGUGGUUUGAUGUGUUGUUUAUGUUAGCCAAGGAAGUAUUUAUAGAAAUAUUUGUCUCACAGGUUAUGUUUCUGUUAAUUGGGAAGAAGAGCAGGCAAGAACCUCACCAAAUACAGGUUUAACUAUGUAUAAGUAGUUUAAACUUAUGUACAUGUAGGUGGGAGAAAAAAAGAGAUUAAGUGCCAAGUGACUCAAGGAUUAUGUUUACAGAAGACUUAUUGUGCUUCAGGUGAAAGGUUCACAGCUCUGCAAGCUUUAUUUCAUCGUUAUGAAGUGCCCUCUCCAAAUGAUAUUUUUUUGUACAUACAUGUAUUUGUUACCUGUGAAAAGACAUGUUGGUGACAUAAUAUGAGAGGCUUUCAGGUGAACCAGCCACGUGUGUAGUCUAGUUUAUAAUGAGAUUAUACAAAUUUGACAGGUAGUGAAUUAUAAACUUCAGAAUUACUGCUUUGCAUUUCUUCAUUGAUUUUGUUUUGAAUGAAAGCAUAACUUGAACACACUCAAAUGUACAUUCUGUUUUAUGUACACGUACUUCGUGUUGUACACGUACUUCGUGUUGUACACGUACUUCGUGUUGUACACGUACUUCAUGUUGUACACGUACUUCAUGUUGUACACGUACUUUAUGUUGUACACAUCUUGAUUUACUAAAACUUUGUAUCGUAACAUACUUCAGAUUCUCUAAUUAUCUCAUACUGUUAUAUCAUUUCCCCCACAAUUGAGUACAUGCACAUGUGUGUGACAGGUCCAUCAGUGUCUGAUUGUCAUGCUGUUAUACCAUCCCCCCACAAGUGAGUACAUGCACAUGUGUGUGACAGGUCCAUCAGUGUCUGAUUGUCAUGCUGUUAUACCAU